GUAGGCCGCGCCUGCGCAGUGGGCGUUCCCGUGUUGGAGUCGAGUUCGUCUUUCCCGGGCUGCCUGCUGUGGCGUUGCUUCCCUGAGACAGAAAGGGAGGCCCAUGGCCGGAUGGGGCGCCAUGGAAGUUGAUGCAAAACUAUUCUGGAGUCAUUUGGAAAGCUACAUAGUGGAUUUGAUGUUUGAACGACUACAAGGAGUGCUGUUGUCUCUGCAGCAGAAAAUCAAGGCUGGAACUGCAACUGAGGAAGAAUGCUACCAAGCUUUUGCAUUAAUACAACAAGUGGAUAUGACUGAUCUCUUACAUCUGACAAAUGUAAAUGUUGAUUCUGAAGAAGAUAUUCAGAAUUGCGAACUUGAUUUGCAUUCUUCUGCUUCAAGUGAAGUUAGAGAAAAUCCUGGAAAUGCUUUUUCUUUUGGAAGAAUGGAAACAAAUGAAGUGUUGCCCUCAAGGAGUAAAAGAAUGCUAACCGAAAAGGCAUUCAAGGUUCCAUACCAACAUCAUAUGUGCUCUAAAAAUUGUCUUGCCAAAAGGCCAUGGAACUCAUACAAGGGUGAGAACCCUCUUUGCCUGCCACUGCUGUGUCAUUUCCAGAGGAGACACGCAAAAACCAAUGCUGUCUUCAAGUCGCAUGAUGUGAUGUACAGAGCGCCUUGUGGAAAGAGUCUGAGAAAUUUCCAAGACGUGCAGAAGUAUUUGUUUCAAACAGAAUGCAGCUUUUUAUUUUUAGAUCACUUUUCCUUCAAUACCUAUGUGCAGGUGUUUAGAAACAAUCCUAGUCAUCAGUCGUGUGUAUUUGAUUAUGAUAUCAGCAAAGGGGCUGAAACAGUACCAGUUUCUUUCUGUAAUGACAUCGACCACAGUCAACUGCCUUAUUUUAAAUAUCGGAAGACUUCAUGGCCCCAUGGAUACUUCCUAAACAAUUUCUCCAGCACUUUUCUUGACUCGUGCAAUUGCACUGAUGGCUGCGUCGACAGGACAAAAUGUGCCUGCCUGCGUCUUACUGAGAGAAAAUGCCAUGAAGUGUCGGAUUAUUCAGGAAACGGAAAAUUUAUUGGCUAUCGUUACAAAAGGCUGGAUGAACCGGUUCCUAGCGGAAUUUACGAGUGCAGCUUGUCGUGCGGCUGUGACAAGAUCAUGUGCCAGAACAGAUUAGUGCAACAUGGCCUUCAGGUGCGGCUCCAGGUUUUCAACACCGAAAAGAAGGGCUGGGGGGUCCGUUGCCUUGAUGAUAUUGACAAAGGGACGUUUGUUUGUACGUACUCAGGAAGAUUGAUGAGCAGAGAUGAAUCUUGGCAAGUAAAGGACGAUGGUGGAGAUGAGGAUAAAGGGGAGGAUGCAGAGAAUAGUAACAGAAGCAACAACUUACUUUCAAGAAAAAUAGAAAUUGUCUGUUCUGAGUCACAAGCUGAACUUAACCAAACGGGGACGGAAAAAUAUUUGCAUGUAGAACCUGAAGAUCAGCCAGACAUAAUCCAGAACUCCAGCUGUGACAAGAGUUGGCAUAACCAAGCUGACAAAAGGCCAGAAACCAGAACAUCUAUUCCUCAGCAUCUCCAGAGACAACUAGAUAUUGCUGAUGGCAUCUCAUAUGAAGAUAAGAGUGCUGAGGGCCAGAAACCAGCAAGGAGAGAAGUGACUACUACAACCCAGAAAGGACAUGAAAGUCUACAAGUAGAGGUUGGAGAAACUGUGAAUCCUGCACAGCUCAAAGUUAAUACAGACCACCAUGCAGAGAGUCCUCUUUCCAUUGCUAAUUUGAAUAGUACGCCACCUGUGCAGGACGAAAAGCAAUGUGGGCACUUACUUUGGACUGGUAACGCAUGCACAGAAAAGCUUGGGAGAGGCAAAUGGGAAUCUGUUCAAAAUGAGGACGCAAUGGAAGAUGAUGAAUCACAACUAAAGGCCAAGGAGAGUCCUUAUUUGCUGGAUGCCACCAGGGAAGGCAAUGUAGGCCGAUUUCUUAAUCACAGCUGCUCCCCAAACCUCUUUGUGCAGAGUGUAUUUGUAGAGACUCACAACAGAAAUUUCCCAUGGGUCGCUUUCUUCACAAACAGGCAUGUAAAAGCUGGAACCGAACUCACGUGGGAUUAUGGCUAUGAACCUGGAAGUGUGCCCGAAAUAGAGACACCUUGUUACUGCAAGGCUCUGAAGUGCAGAAAAAAAAUACUGAGAGGGGUUCAGAGUUUGAGCCUGGCUGUUAUGAGCAUCACCAAAAGGGAUGCUGGGGCUGCACUGGGAGCAGUUGAGGUCGGGAGGAGCGUGGUGACGUCAGACGCAUGCGUGGGAGGCCCGGCGACGUCAGCACGGCGCGAGGAUCCUUGGCUGACACUCAGCUUAUGCUUCCCAGGAAAACGGCAGACCGUGAUAAUGGCGGAGAUGGUAAGAAGACGGUGUGCAUUUUGCCCUGAAGAUGAGGAAUGUGCCAUUAUGUAUGUUGCCGAAGGACAAGAUCUUGCAGUCCAUCAGGAUUGUCUGUUGUAUUCCUCAGGAUUUGUGGAGUCUGAAGAACACAAUUCGGACAAUGUUGAAAUACGGUUCAAGGUGGCUUCAGUAGUGAAUGAAAUAAAGAGAGGGAGGAGGCUGAUGUGCUAUUUCUGUCGCAAGAAAGGAGCUACCGUUGGCUGUGAGAUAAAACACUGUCGCAGAGGCUAUCAUUAUUUCUGUGCACUAUGUGAUGAUGCAGCAAUAGAAACCGAUGGUGUGAAAGGCACUUACCGAGUGUUUUGUCCAAAUCAUGACCCUGCCAAGAAAAACGGUUUUUAUGAUGACGAGCGUAAGAGGGCAAGGUCCCCAGUCCUCAUGAAAUCUCCCUCGACUAGACAAAAAAUGAAUAAUAAAGAGACAGUUGUAGAAGAAAACCUACAAGCCCUCAGGAAAAAGCAGAACCAACAUAAAGGAAAGAUAGAAUUUUUAAGAAAGUGUAAGCAGGCUGGGCUUCUCGAUGAAAUAUUUGAGGAAAUGUUAGACACACUUCAUCUGGCGCAGGAAAAGCUGAUGGAUGACAACACUUCAGAAACAGAAUAUGAAGAAACAGUAAUGUCACUUUUUGAUUGCGGCCUCUUUGAAAAUAUACUUACGUCUGCUCAGUCAGGAACUGAAGAAAAAAUUCAGACGCUACUAAAUACAAGGAAGAGUUUGGAUGCCCAGAUUGAGAUUCUUCAAGAUUUGAAAGAAGUAGUACUUUCUUCUCCGGGAGACACAGCCAGCAUAUCUAACAGUACCUCUGAAUAACACACAUCUUCCUUUAAGACUUGUUUGUUCAUUUUUUUAUGCUUGAUUUCUUGUAUCGAAUUGAAUUUAUAAUGUUUUUUUAUGUGUCACUUUCUGUUACCUGCCCUUUUUUAGACACUUUAUACUACCUUUUCUGUUUUAAAGAUCAAAUUUGUUUUUGGACGUGCUGAUGUUGGCAAAGUCCUCUGGAUGGGUGUGUGUGUGGAUGUCCAGCUGCAGGACCAUGUUGCACCUUCCUUCUAUUUACACAAGAAUUGCAAGGAAUGACUUAGAUGAGGAUGCCAUGUUUUCCAUGGCUUCAUUUGCAGGUACUGCUAUUGACAAAUCACUUCCAGAAUCACUGUGGGGCCAGAGAGUUCUUCAGCAGUCUUUCCAUUACAUGGAUUGUUAAAGUCCAAGUUUAAUUUCAGUUCUAACUGCGGUGCACUAUAAUAAUAUAUAGCCAACUACCAUAUAUUCAUAAACCAAUAGGUAUAUUUUGGGGCCAACAUUUUGGAUUUUGUAUGAUCUGUGGAUAGGUUGAGGGUCAUCCUACAGGGAGGGGAAAACACUAAUGCUACCUCAUAACCAGCUGUCCCUGCCACUAUUUCCCCAUUUACACAUUAAAAACAGGAGUGGCCCAACUCUAAAGAGAGUAACUUUAUUUAGGGUUAGUUUUUGUCUUUCAUGAUAUUACACAGAGAAGGAGAUGGAUCCUUACCUGAUUAAAAUUAAGGCAUAGAACUCACAUGGACUGUGGAUAAGUCAAUCCAGAUUUUUGACUCCUUAUUUUAAACAAAUACAUCUUUGCUUUCAGACACAAAUAGUCCUAAGAUAUAAAGAAGUCUGUUCUACUUUGUGCACCCUGUACUUUCUACUUGCCGUUUUCACAGAUUGGGUCUUACAUGUAUGUGUGUGUGUAUGUAUGUAUAUUCAAUCAGGAACUUAUGAUUAAGAGGUCAAGCAUUAGUUGUUCAAAGCAGUCUCAAAAUUAAUCCUUAUGUGAGAAGGUUAAGAAUCUGAAAUGUACAAGCCUAAGCAUUUGUGCUUUAAAUAAUGUUCAAAAUGCUUUACCUUUAACAUUACAGAAUUGUACAUAUCUGUUUAAUACAUUUUUUUCAGGAAAAUAUAACGCAUUAAAUAUGUAUCUAUUGAUAUCAAGAAUGGCUGUCUUCAGGACAAUCAUGAAAGUGAGGCUGUAGGCCGUCUUCGACUCCAAUAAGCAGAUACCAUUUUUUAAAAUGGGCGAAUGUUAUGCAGCUUGUCAGUUAUGAAACAAAGCUGGAAACCUAGCAUAGGAAUAGACAGUGCCAGAGAUGCAGGAGCCACACGGACUGUCAAAAAUGCCAAGACUAGAAGUAGUUAAAAACUACUACUCCUUUUUUUGUGCGGAGGUGCCUUAAACAUUGCAAGCAUACCUAGUAAGGGCUAAAUUACUGCUCCUGUGGGAUUCAGAAGAGGGAAUUCAAAUUUUAAAGAUCUGCAUUUGGGCAAAGAAGGCAUCCAUAGGGACAUGAAGUCUAGCUUUACAUCUAUUUGAUUGGCUUGUGAGGUAUCAGAAGUUCAAGUUGGAAACACUACACACUACAUGGCCAAUUUAGAGAAUGAUAAAUUUGAAAGAAGGAUUAUUUUCACAUUCUGGUGCAUCCAACUUGCAGGAGGUAUCUGAUGUCCAAAUCCCAUAAAGGUAGCAAAAUCAAGCAUCAUAGAGGUUGAAGGGAUCCCAAGGGCUAUUCAGUUCAACCCCAUUCUGCCAUACAGGAACACACAAUCAAAAUAUUCCUGACAGAUGGCCAUGCAGUCUUUGCUUAAAGAGAAGGAGGCUCCACUACACUCCCAGGCAACAUAUUCCACUGCUGAAUAGCUCUUAACAUCAGGAUAUUCUUCCUAAUGUUUAAGAAUCUCUUUCCUUGCAUUUGAAUCCAAGAAAAAGAAAUGUGGAUCAUAGAUAUUGAACCAGAGUGAUUACAUUCUCCUAAAAAUAAAAAAGCUGUCCCUAAAAAGCAGACAGUCCUACAAAGUCAUAUCUUGGUUAAUUAUUUCUCAAAUUCAGUGGUACCAACUUCAUUUUAAUACAAAUAAAGUGAGAAAUUAAA
Molecule: messenger RNA, 5310 nt
Organism: Anolis sagrei ordinatus
Lineage: Eukaryota; Metazoa; Chordata; Lepidosauria; Squamata; Anolidae
Source: RefSeq, a predicted model, not a curated record